This is a messenger RNA of Plasmodium gonderi, 7986 nucleotides long. RefSeq lists its product as hypothetical. The record is from RefSeq and is a predicted model, not a curated record. NCBI's taxonomy places the organism in Eukaryota, Apicomplexa, Aconoidasida, Haemosporida, Plasmodiidae. Bases 1 to 7986 code for a protein of 2661 amino acids. The transcript has a single exon.
AUGGAUAAGAUGGAAAUUUUUCAAGCAUAUCUGAAUAGUGAUAAUCAUAAUGGAAAUUGUAUGACUGAAAAUCACUACAUUGUUAAAAAAAGAAACGUUGCUUCUGAAUGGGCAUUUUACUGCUUUGAUGGUACUAGUGAUCAGAAUAAAGAACAUAUAAAUGAUAAAAAGAAUUGUGAAAUAUUUCAAACGGAAAGGAGGAACUAUAUAAGAAGUAGAAAAAAGCACAUAUCAGUCAUUCGAAAAUGGAUUAUAAAGGCAUCAAAAAUUAAUUCAGGUAUAAAGAAUCAAAUUAUUGUAAGAAAAAGAAAAGAAAAAAUUCAUACACACGGAACUAAAAAGAAAAAAAUUCACUAUUGUCAUAGCUUUUCCUUUUUCAAUCAUAAAAACAAAAGAAAAAAGGACCCUUUACAAAGAAAACAUCAUCCGUUAUAUCAGAUUUAUACCUCCUUCAAUCUUCUUGACAAUAAAUAUUACUAUAAAAAUUGCACGAGUGAAAUAACCAGCUGCUGCACCAUACUCUAUUUACCACAUGUGCUGAGGCAACAUGUAUAUCAUUUCAAAGGAGUACCCAAGUUCCAUUUUUUACAUCCUGCUUAUGAAUUGUGCAGAAGCCCACAUGCUUCUUCUACUCCUGCCAAUUGGGCCAACACUUCCAGUGCCAUUCUUAGUACUGCCACUCUAAGCACUGUCACUCUAAGCACUGCCACUCUAAGCACUGCCACUCUAAGCACUGCCACUCUAAGCACUGCCACUCUAAGCACUGCCACUCUCAGCACCGCUACCCUCAAGGAGAAAGGAACGUGCGCUAUGAGGUGGAAACGAAAAAAUAGUCAUCGUAUGACCAAGUCCCAGUUGGUUAGUGAUAACAGGUAUUGCCAUUUCACAAAAAUAGAAAGCGGGGUGGGAUAUCAUAAUAGUCCCUUCAUGUCGGUACUCGUAAAAUGGGCAUUCAGAAAAUUACCCCUUUCCUCUCAGAAUGUGCUUAAUUUCUUUCAUGGUUGGUGCAUGAUUAAUGAUGAGAAGAAUAGCGUAAUUAAGAAGUCAUGUGGUUUUAUGCUUCUCAUAAGCAGGAAAAAACAAACUGACAAAAAAAAAAAAAAAAAAACCAAAAUUAGCCAAAAGAUAAGCCAAAAGAUAAGCCAAAAAAUUAGCCAAAAGAUAAGCCAAAAAAUAAGCACAAAAAAUCAUUUUAAUAGUGUUUCCAAAUCGAGUUAUAGCAAGAAAUGUGUUAUUUUUCUUGGCAUGCAUUCCUGUGGCAUGUGGCAUUAUCCUGCCAUUGAUUCAGUAUUACUCAGUUUUUCCGCACCUGUGGUAGCUGUUUCUCCUCCAGAGGAAGAAAAGGAAGAUGAAAAAGAUGAGGAAUGGGUGAAAGAAACGAACGAAGCGAAAGUAAGUGUGUUCCGUGUUUGUUCCUCUGACCCUCCCACCACUGUUCCCAUCUGUUCUCCCGUUUUUCCAUUCGAUGGAAGAGAAAAAUCCAGCCAAAAGAAAGUACAGCAAGAGGAAACACACUCUUUGGACUGCUGUGAUAAUAGGUAUGGCAACUCCAAACAACAUUAUUUGAUUGCACAUCUAGCAUCCAUGUGCAUACCAUCUGAUCUGAGAUAUGAAAAAAGCAUUAAGUGGAAUACCCGAUGGGCAAGAAGUAUUAUGAAAUUCACGUAUCCAAACACAACACUGUGUUCGAAUUCCAAAAAAAGGAGAAAAUUAUUCCUAUGCAUUAAGAACCCAGUUUUUCUCAUCAGGGUUAGUAGAAUGGGUUCAUAUACACAAUAUAAUGGCUCAAGAAUAAGAUUAAGAAGAAGAAGAAAAAAGAAACAUGCUUCUUAUAAGUUAUUGAUAAUACAAAUUAUUCUUCCUUGUACAUACCAUUCUUAUCCUUUCAACAAAGAAAGUUAUAAGAACAUCACAUGUUGGGAUACUUCCAAUUUUGGAAAAAAAAAAUUUUCUCUACUAAAAAAAAACAAGAAUAUUGAAGAUUACUACAUCUGCUUCAAUAUCUUAGAUCACAUAUCUGUCCUCAAUAUUUACGAGUUAGAUUCUCUUUUUGGAAUCAUUAAUUCUUUUGGUAGAUGCAUGGAUAACUUCCUGAACCCACACGACAUAUGUGUCAUAUUAACUGACAAAAAGGAGAGAGUCGUCCCCUAUGUGACUAUAGGGACUCGAAGGUCUAAACUGAAAAAAUAUGGGACUCCGAAUUACAGCAAAAUUUGGUGCAGGUGGAAAUGUCGUCUUAAGUUAUGCUGUAUGAACUAUCCCUAUUUACCCAGGCCCAUCACGAUGGAAAAUAAGAAUACUGAUGUGGAGAAAGUGAAGAAGGAGAAGAAGGAGAAGAAAGCGAAGAAGGAGGAGGAAAAGAAGAAGUAUGCGGAUAGGUACAUAACCAAUGAUGGCUUCUCUGAAUCCAGAUCUAGCAUCAAAAGACCAUCCAACUACACAGAGAAAAGUGCAAAUAGAUAUGCUUUUUCAAAGUGUAAUAAAAUUGUUCACGACACAGUGCACGACAUAUGCAAGAUGAGGGUCGUUAAGAGGGAUGAACAUUCAUUUUAUUUCGAUCGAGAUGGAGCCAAUAUCUCUAAAGGAAGUAAAGUGGGGGCGCCUGAACAACCAGCUUCCAGUACAAUAUUCCACAUGGAUCUACACAAAACCAGGAAAAUGAUGAUUGGCAACCAACGAGCUACUCAUUUGAACUCAAUGAAGACAAAGAAAUCUACGCGUGAUGAUCGAACUGGUUGCAGUAGUGUUGGAAGUGGUGACAAUGAUAGUGACAGCCAAUUUGGGAGCUGUAAAAAUAUGUACACAAUUAAACAUCACCGUAGUAAGGCACCAAAUGAAAGGAGAGUAAUCAGCCUAUGGAACAAAGACAUUAUGGAUUCUCUUGCUCUGAAGAACCCCCAAGAAAAACCAAUCAUUCAGCAGGAAAAGAGUUUUAAAAAUGUGAACUUAAAUUUAAAGAAAAGAAAAUGUAAAGAUGAAGUAGAGUCAUGCAAAGUAAACACAACUAGUUAUGACAUCUGCGAAAGAUGCAUAGAAGAAGUGAACCCAGAAAUGGAUCAAACAGAAUGUAAAAUGAAAACAAAUGACAAGAACAACACAUUAGUUACAAGGGGAAUCUAUAAAAAGAACAUAUCAAAUGACCAUCAUCUUUACAAGAAGAACAGAACCAAAAAAAGCAGACUUAAAUAUUCUUACGAUACAAAUUAUGGAUAUAGUUACAUAAAUAGAAUCACUAAUGUUUCAGACAAUGAAAACAUGUGCCAAGAAAGCUACUCCAGAUGUGAUGCCAAUUGUUCGAGUACCUCCUCCAGAAGAGAUGAUAAUAAUGAUGAUAAUCUCUACAAUGAAAUGUAUUUAGAUGAUAUUCACAUGGGAAAUAUAAACGAAUCAGCAAAGUUAAACAAAUGUCAUAAUGAUGCAGACACUAGCAUCCCCUUAUACAAUUAUCUAAACGACAUGGAGAACACCAAUUGUAAUUCAAAUUGUAUUCAUAGUGUAAAAAAAUGCAUGACUUCUACUAUGGAAGAAAAUAAAAAAAGGAAAUCGCACAUAUGGAGUGAUUCACACAAAAACACUAUUAGUGAACAUUCGCAUAAAAAAAAAAAAAAUUCUCUACGCAGUGGUAUCCCCAAUUGUAACUGCAAAGUAGAGGAAUGUUUUUCAGAAAGGGGUAAUAUGACAAAUCGGCUAAUGUCAAACCAUUCUUGGGAAUUGAAUCCAUUCUCUUGUACAGAUAAUUGUGUUGAAGUGCCACAUCUGCGUAUGGAUGAACAAAAAGGGAAUGCUCUUUCGGGACAGAGCCUCCAAGGUAAGCACUCCAAGAAUGAGUUGCACACCAGUUUAGAUGCAGAUUCGAGUUCAAAUAUAUAUCCAGAUGCAGAUUCGAGUUCAAAUAUAUAUCCAGAUGCAGAUUCGAGUUCAAAUAUAUAUCCAGAUGCAGUUGCAGGUUUAAAUAUAUAUCCAGAUGCAGUUGCAGGUUCAAAUAUAUAUCUAGAUGCAGGCACCGAUUCAGAUCUGGAAAAAGGCAUGCCGGCUGAAAAACCACAAUUUGACAAGAGCUCAAGUGACGAGGAAUCCCGCUCGGAAUACUCAACACCCAUAGUGGCUAGCCAAAUGAGGCUAGAAUCGAACGCCUAUAUGUAUAUUCCCAACAUUUGGCAGAUGAAAUCGCUGGAAGUGCAAUUAUCAGGUACAACUAGCGGAAGCAUCAAAGGAGUGAUAGAAGGACACGGAGAACAAAGUGAUCACACAGUGUUAUCAGAUACGAAUGAAAGAGAUCCUAUUCGAGAGAAUUUGAUGUAUAAUACUUCAAAACAUGGGGAGAGUACCUCGUCUGUGGGUGAAGAGAAGGUGCAAAGAGAUGCAGUGCAAAAGGGUGGAAGAGAAAAAAUGAAAAUGUUGGAUAGCUAUAUGAGUUCUGUUUUGAGUGAUGAUUUACCACAGGGUGGUUGUAUCGACAACAUUCCAGGUACUGAUAGAAACACCAUGUUGGAUAAUGGGUAUGAACCAAGUGGUAGUAAGAACAGUGGUAAUAGUAUUUUCAGCAGCUACAACUCGGGAAAUUCACGAGAAAAAUGUGUAUCAAACUUGAAAGAUGAAGAAAAUGUUGAUCUAGAAGUGGCAGUGAUGGAAAGACAUAGCAGUAUUCUUAUAAACAGAGGAAUAAAAACAAAGAAGUGUGUAGAUUACUCUUUGUACAAUACAUAUGCGAAAUCAUCGUUCUUACAGUGUGCAGAACAAGCAGAUAAUCAUUUUAUAGGGAAUUACUUAGACCGAUAUAAUGAUGAAAAUUUCCAUCAUUUGAGACAGAAAAUAAAAUUAUGCUUAUCUAGAACAUUUGCAAAUUUAAAAACAACUAGCGAAACGUGUGUUCUUCAUUUUACAAAUUUAAUAUUUGAUUUGUACAUAAGCAGAUUCAAUUCGAAAGAUGAAAUAAUAGAAAGUAUAAUAAACGAUAUUGUAACUGAGGAGAAACAAUUUUCAGAUGUAAUGAUUCAAUUAUUAAAAGAAUUUUAUCCCAAGAUUUAUAACGAUUUUAUUUUCAAAGAACAGUUAAAAAAUAAAUACAAUAUAUUGUACAAAGAAUUAAAAGAUUCAUGUGAUUUGAUUUAUCAUUUUAUAGCAAUCAUCUGUCUCUUCAUAUCACAGAAAUAUUAUAACUAUAGACUUAUUUCCAUUGAUCUAAUUGCAAAGACGUAUUGUAAGAGUCAUUUAGAAGGACUUCGAAAAGUGUAUUCAUUGAAUAAUGAACUAAUUAAGGAUGCUUCUCCUGAUUAUUAUUCAGCUACACAAUAUUUGGAUUCUACAUUCUCAUCACACAGUGUUAAUAAAAAUUUUGCACUAGAAGUGGAAAUAUGCAUAUUAAAAAAACUGAAUUAUGAUUUGUCUAUCCCAACUGCUUAUAGCUUACUGGAUAGUCUACUAAAGGCUAAUGAAAAUAUAAAUUUUUUAAAAUUAAAAAAUGAUUACAAUUCCACAGAAGGGGAAAUAUUACUCCGAAUUGCAAGUAUUGACAAUAUUUUCUUAAAAUAUAAAUCCUCCACAUUAUCCAUGGCUAUAUAUGAAAUUUUAAACUUCAAUAUAUGUAAAGACAAGAUGCAGAAGGAGUUGUUUAACUUUUCCAAUUUUAAGGAAGAUUUUUCCAUUUUGCAGGAUGCUACUCCACCAUGUAAUUAUUCUCCCCCUACAGCAACAAGCAAGGUUGUAAAUGGAGAAAAACAGAUAACAUCUAGUAACGCACAGGAUGACACUUCUAACGGUGCAACUAACGUGGAUGAUGAUAUGGCAACUACAGAUGUGCAAAUAAAAAAUGAAGUAAUCGAAAAGAAAAAAAGGAACGAAUUGAAACUCCUGAAGCGACAAGCCAGGAGCCUCAUAAUCGCUGAGGAGGAAGAUCGAUUCAUCACUGCAUCGAAGUAUAUGAAUGAAAAGUCCAAUCUCUACAAAUGUGUUAAACAAACUAUUAUCAAAUUGUGUGACAUUAUUAAAAAAAAAGUCCCCAAAUAUUACUAUGAAUCAGAUUUAGAUCGAACCGACAGGUUAAAAGUCUACAUGAAAGGAUUCCACAAAAGUAAACGGGAAUACUUGAACAGACUUCGUACCAGGAUAAAGAUGCAUGGUGUACAAAACAGGGGAAGUAUCCAUUCCAGUUUGGACAAAACCAUGGGAGGGGCAGCAGAAGAAGAGGCAAAAGAAGAUGCAGCAAUCGAAUCGGCUGCGACCCCUGGAGGCGCCCCACAGUUGAGCACUCCAGAAAUUCCAAGAAGCAAAAAACGCAAAAUGGUUGAUGAGAAGAAAGAUGAAGAGAAGUUUCUGAACGCAAAAAAAAAAAUAAAAAAAAAAUUCAGAAAAAUCAUAAAACAUCUGAACAUGAUCUGUUGGGAAGACAUUCCCAUUCACUAUUGCACUUCCUAUCUCAUUCAAGGAGAAGAAGUCAAAAUAUACAUAAAAAAGGAAACCGAACUAGAAAAAGAAAAGAAUAACAGCAAACAAAAUGUCGAAAUGAAGAAGAAAAAUUCCUUAAGCGACACAAAGCUUAUAUAUACCAAGCCAAGCAAUAACAAUCGCAAGAGCAACACCACGCAUGAGAAAUCCAAAAAGAAUUAUGUUAUAGGGACAAGAACAAAAUCAACUGAUGAACAUCUCGUACUUUAUUACAACUUUAUUAGCAAACUGAAAAGUAGACUUAUUGUAGGCCUCAAAUAUUUCCUACGUCGAAUUAAAAAAAUUAAGAAAAGACAAGUGCUUGUGUCUUAUGUCAAUUUGAGCUAUCUUCUUAACAAGAAAGGAUUAAGGAAAAAAAGAAAAAAAGAAAAAAAAUAUAUAUAUAUUCCAUUAUAUAAACAAUUAAUUAAUGAAGUGAAAAUUUUUUUUAUGUGGAUAUAUAAAUUAACAAAUAUUGAAAUUAGGCCCUUAAUUCAUUUCUCCGAUCUUAAACAUAUAGCCGCUAUAAAAUAUUAUGAAAAAAAUUACACCAAGUAUGUUAAAAUCAACUUUAUAUCUUCAACUGAAAUGGAUAAUAACGCUCGUGUUGUCAUGAGAACCACCAGUUCAGGUAAAUGUACCGACUGUACAUGUGAUGAAAGCAAAAACAAAUGUUACAGCGCAAAAUUGUUAUGCACACACAAAAAAAACGAACUCAAGAAGAAAUACAUCCAAGAAGUUAAUAAAUUUAACGAAGAAGAGAAGAAAAAUCUUUAUCCCUACUUAAAAAACAGCAAUUCAUUGACCGAUUUGAGGUGUGAAAAACGCACGAACAAGUGCGAUAGCGGCGGGGAUGCAAAGAAAAACGGAAAAAAAACAAAAAUGAAGUUCGCCCUUGAAAAGUGUGCAAAAUAUGAACUUGUUCAUAAUAAAAAUAAUUCUUAUGAGCAAACUAGCCAAAUUGAUCAAAAUGAUAAUUGCGAAAUGGCUAGCUGCCAAAAAAAAAACAACAACAAUAAUAAUAAUGAUAAUAAUAGUAAUAGCAAUAACUAUAGUAGUAAUAAUAUUAAUAAUAAAAUAAUGGAAGGGCAAGGUGGGAAAGACGAAGAGGAACAAAAAAAAGGUGAAAAGCAAUUUGAAGAACAAAACACAAUGGAUGAUUCAUUUGAACGUAAAAAGGAGUAUGCAUCUCUGGAAAAGGAAAAACUAUAUUUGGAAGAUAACACUGAAAACUCUAAUCAAGUAUUUUCAAUGCCAAAUUUUGAAAUUUUUGCAAAAAUCAACACCGAUUGGAUAACCAUCAACGAUCCUCAAGUAGACGAAUGUGCAAAGGAGUUAAUGGAAUGUUUCUUAAAAUGGAAGAACAAAAAUUACAUUUCGAAAAACUGGACCUUUAAUGAGUAUCCAAAUUGCAAAGAGUACUAUUUUUCACUUGUGUUUGGAGAUCUCAAAUCGUCCGAAACCUUGAAAGGAAUUGUAGAAAUGAUGCAUAUGAAAUAUAAUCACCUCUUAAAUAUAUACAAGGAAAGUAACAUCCAUAGUGACUUAAUGGGAUACGACUGA